Molecule: messenger RNA, 1638 nt
Organism: Adelges cooleyi (spruce gall adelgid)
Lineage: Eukaryota; Metazoa; Arthropoda; Insecta; Hemiptera; Adelgidae
Exons: 2
Coding region: 61-864 (267 amino acids)
Source: RefSeq, a predicted model, not a curated record
GUGAAUCGAGAUACGACCGCCGGCAACGACACAAAACAAAAUUUAUUAAAAUUAAGAAAAAUGUUCGCCAAAACGUCGUACUACGCUCUUUACGCGAUGAUAAUGGUCUUGGCGAGAUGCGCUCGUUGUCAACAGACCAACGUCGUCGCAGUCGGCAGCAGCACCGCGGGCGAUUACCAAGCCUCCGGCGAACAGCUGUUCGAAGAUCUCUUUGACGACGACGACGAUGAGGAUGGCGACUUCGACGACGACGACGACGACGGCAUUGAAGAAGAUUACGACGAUGCGGAAGAACCCGAAGACAACGACGAACCGAGUGAAGUUAUUGUCAAAGCGGUCCAGUGGCUGACCGCCAGCAACGGCGGCACCGUCGACCAGGUGAUGCCGUUCUACGAGGAGUUGUUCAAGUUGCAAAAGGACGUGGCCGGCGAUCUGGGCCGGAACGCCUUGGACUUCUCGGCGCUGUAUUCGGCGUGGGCGGAGUUCGCCAAAGCUCCCCGGGACACGGACCAACAGCUGCUGAUGCUGGCCUACUACCAGAGGUUGUUCGCCGGGUACGCGGCCGACCGGGAACGCCUUCGGGCCGACUUGGACCGGCUCGGGGACAUGGAGACCGUGCUGUUGCCCUCGACCGUGUACCCCGACGCCGCCGACGGUAUCACCGGCGAACGGAUGAAGCUGGCGUUUGCCAUGGCCGCCGAGCAGGACCAGCUGAUGGCCGCCGCGGUCGAGUCGCAGUCGUCCUCGCCGGACCUGACGAGACCCGAAGUCGCCCCCCAAGAUGAUGAGAUACAGUACAACAAGAUAGAAGAACGUCGUGAUGGGGGCCAGGGCGAACGCAGCUUGUUUCCCGACACUUCUUAACGAUAAAACAUAAGCCAUCACCGACAUUAUUAAACGCACGAUAAUAUAUAUAUCUUCAAUUAAACUACACGGCUAUUAACUAGGUCAACUACGACCCUUUGUCGAUAUCUUUGAGGGUAUUAGACUUCUCAUAUACCUAUAUACAUGUUCGCCAAAUUCUAAUGUACAAAAACACAAACCCGUUCUCCCCACCGUGUGUUAUGAACAGCUGUUAUGAACUUGGUAUUUUUCGAUUUUGACAGAAUUUACCGAACAUUUCCACUGGUCGAUAACCAGUUUCGAAUGAUGACCACUUAUAAAGUCAAAUGACAAUUAUUCAAAACUGGUUGUCGACCAGUCAAAUUGUUUUCAGCAAAUUAGGUACCUAUACUUGAUUUCUAAAGUUGAAUUAAUAAUUCUGUCAAAAUUGAAAAAUACUAAGUUCACAACACUUGGGGGGGAAUGGAGUUAUAUUUUAGGAAAAAUAUAACAAAUUUGAGCCAACAACUAUAAAUGUAUAAAAUAAAUCCUAAAAAAAGCCUAAUAUCUUUUGAGAUAUCGACUGGGACUGGGUCGUAUGAUCACCUUGUAUCAUCUUUUUAAACUUGUAACGUUUACCGACGAUUUUUGAAAGAGAAAAAUAAAAUUGUAUUCUAUAUUGAACGUGGGUGAAUUUUUGUAAUCCAUAAUUUACAAUUCAUAGUAAAUGCUUAAUAUUGUACAAUAUAUAUUGUUUAAUUUCGUUAAAACUGUUGUCGUAAAACGAUAAACAAAUAAACGUUCCUAACAAUUAUA